ACGUCCCUGGAUAUUGCCCUCACACACUUAAUCGAAUGUGAUUAAGGCCGAGACGUCUGAAAAAAGGGAAACUGUCCCCAAAAGUGUGUGAAGGUUCACGGACAAUUAUAGCACCUGGACUUCGCCCGGCAGCCCCGGCCCCUCCUGCCCCGCUUGGCAAAGGAGCACAAAAACAUUUGGCUAAUGAGUUACGGGUCCGGCCCCGGGGCGGCCCUGCCAUCGCACCCCGACGGCCCCAAUCUGGGCUGGGACAUUUUGCAAUCUGGGAUAUUAUUUCUGUGCAGUUGGAGUUUAAACUUUGCCACUCGGGUCAGGGAAUCACAACGCAGGAGGAAGAGGAGGAGGGUGAAGGCCAGGCUUGUUGUCUUCCACGCUCAUCUGUGCUCAGACAGAGUUGAGAGGACAAUCCAUGGCAUCUCACUCAGCCAUGGCCUCCAGCGUGGGCAGCCUCGAGAGCCUGGACCUGCUGGAUCUCCUCUUCGACCACCAGGACGGGAUCCUGCGGGGGCUGGAGCUGGGGACACCGCCGGGAACCUGGCCCCAGGACAGGCGUGCCCCAGACAGCGAGGAGUUCCUGAGCUCCAUCCUGGCCUCCAGGGACUCGGUGUCAGACUCGUCCAGCUGGUCCCCAGCCACCAGUGACAGCGGGGUGUCCGAGGAUGCCCCCUCUGACCAGCACGACAGCCCCCCCGGGAGCUGUGAGGGGGGUCCCCAAGAGAUCCUGAACCCCUACACCAACCCCUGCCGGGCCCAGCCCCUCCCAGUGGGGUCUGGGGUCCUGCAGCCCGAGGUCUCCAUCGACCUGGACAUUUGGCACCCUGGGUUCUUCCUGGAGGAGAGCCAGGACCUGCCCGUGGUCCCCCCGCCCGCAUCCUGUGCUCUCACCGUCAAGGACCUGCUGCUCUCAGGCAGCUCUGACAAUCAGCCACAGGCUCCUGGCUCCCUGCUCCGGCCGAGCCAGGGCCACUUCCAGGAGCUGGUGCUGACGGAGGACGAGAAGAAGCUGCUGGCAAAGGAGGGGCUGACCCUGCCCACGCAGCUGCCCCUCACCAAGUACGAGGAGCGGGUGCUGAAGAAGAUCAGGAGGAAGAUCCGGAACAAGCAGUCGGCUCAGGAGAGCCGCAAGAAGAAGAAGGAAUACAUUGAUGGGCUGGAGAGCAGGAUGUCGGCAUGCACAGCCCAGAACCAGGAGCUGCAGAGGAAAGUCCUGCACCUGGAGAAGCAGAACUCGUCCCUCCUGGAGCAGCUGAAGAAGCUCCAGGCUGUGGUGGUUCAGUCGAGCAACAAGGCAGCACAGACAGGGACCUGCCUGGCGGUCCUGCUGCUCUCCUUCACCCUCAUCAUCUUCCCCUCCAUCAGCCCCUUCGCCCCCAGCAAGGCCGAGGCAAACGGAGACUUCAGGCCCGUGCGAGUUUUCUCCAGGUCCCUGCACAACGCCGCCGCCUCCCGCGUGGUUCACACGCAGCCCCAGGCUGGGGAGAAGCCCCUGGAGCCGCUGUGGUCGGAGCCCCUGGAGGAGGAGAGCCCCGAGUCCCUGCACGAGGCUUUGCAGGGCACAUUCCCCACACAGCCCAAAGGCUCCCUCCAGAACAGCACACGGGCAGCACUGGCCACUGAGGAGCUGAGCCAGGAGCACGGAGAGCACACCCAGGCUGUGCCAGGGGAUGGCACCGUGCCACAGCCGGCGCUGGCAGCCCUGGGCUGGGCCGAGCCCGGGCACGGCCUGGAGCCAGCGGAGGAGCUGUAGCAGAGCAGGGAGCAGGGGGAGCCAUGGGGUCACAGCACCUCAUCCCUCCAGGACAAACCCUCGGGGACCCCUCCAGGAUCUGCCCCGGAUGCUGGACCUGCUUGGCUUUGCUUGGAUUCUGUGAACUGGGAAGAGGAGACGGAUUCCCACUGGCCUUACUGGGAGGGAAGGGGCUGCUCCUGCCCCCCUGGCACAGUGGGAGUUGUGGAAGGGACAUGGGGUCACUCAGGAGCGAGAGGGGCCCUGGCCUGGCUGGCUGCUGAUGGUGCAAUUGGUUGGUUUUGUUCUUGGAUUUGUUUUGGUU
Ficedula albicollis (Collared flycatcher) is the source of this 2051-nucleotide messenger RNA. RefSeq names its product cAMP responsive element binding protein 3-like 3 (gene CREB3L3). The record is from RefSeq and is a predicted model, not a curated record. Lineage: Eukaryota; Metazoa; Chordata; Aves; Passeriformes; Muscicapidae. Bases 410 to 1747 code for a protein of 445 amino acids. Gene Ontology annotation, biological process: regulation of transcription by RNA polymerase II. The transcript has 10 exons. Gene Ontology annotation, cellular component: nucleus. Gene Ontology annotation, molecular function: RNA polymerase II cis-regulatory region sequence-specific DNA binding; DNA-binding transcription factor activity, RNA polymerase II-specific.